Messenger RNA from Blepharisma stoltei, 1251 nucleotides. The record is from the annotation of a GenBank genome assembly. Lineage: Eukaryota; Ciliophora; Heterotrichea; Heterotrichida; Blepharismidae.
AUGCAGAAAUACUAUGACCUGGUAAGGUCAGAGAUGCAGACAGAUACAAGCAGCAGCCCAUAUACAGAAAGAAGUAUAAUUUCGAUUGAUAAACAGUCAAAUAUUUCAACUGAUGAUUGCUCUCCGCCUUCUUCAACGAGAAUCCCGAAGUACCGAAAAGUGCACCGAAGAGAAAAUAGCAUGGUGACUUUAACACCAAACCAAGUUUAUAAAGAAAAUUUACAGCUACAAACGAGAAUCGCUAAACUUGAGCUAUUAAAAGAUAACUUCCAAAAGGAAAUCGAAACAAUAACGUUUGCAAACGAAAAGCAAAUUAAAAAAAUGAAAAUUUUGAUGGAAAAUAAAGAAAAAGAGCUACAAAAAUGUUCAUUCCAUAUAAAAGAGUAUAAGAAACAAAUAGAAGAACUAAAAAUUCCCUACCCUGCAUGAGGAAAAAAAACUUGUUUUGCUCUCAGAGGUUUAAUAUAUAUUUUAUUAUAAACUUUAAAAGUAAAUUUUUUUCGAAAUUAAAAAAAUAAAUGCAAAACGGGGAAAGCAAAAAUUAAGUAAAUUUGUAAGAUCUAUGUUUUAAAAUGCAAGCUGCUUAAAAUUAACAGAUUUAGUCAAAGAUUUCAUUAUACUACUUAUCACUUUAUAUAUAACGUAGGGUUUUUUUUUUUCUGGAUUUUUCUAAUGUUUUGUUCGCUCAUGGAGGGAGUAAGCAAAGAAAAUCAGCAGCUAAAGAAACAACUAAUUUUUGAAGAUAUUAAAAAAGAAAAUAAAGCAUUUUACUGAGAAAUUGAAAAGCUGAACAAAAUGCUCGCAGAAAAUGCUGAGCUUGAAGAAUUCAUUGGCUAUGAGCUGAACGCAUUCGACACAGAAGAAUCUGAAAAAAAUAUUCAAGAUGAUAUAUGUAAUUUAAGUGAAGUCCAAGAAGAAGGACACUUGACGUCUUUUGAGCUGAACCAGCUGGAAACAACUAUUUUGCCUCAUUGCACUCAAAAUAACGAUGUAAAAAAUAAAAGAUGAUCCAGCUCCACUGGUAAUUUCAGCUCAUUUCAUGAAGAUGAGUAUAAUUUAAAGCUGCAACAAUUGUUAUAUCAAAAAGAAAGUGAAAUAGUAAAGCAUAAACAAUUUAUUAAGCAGCUGAAACACUCCCUAGAAACUAUUUUAGGGGAAUAUUCUAAGUCAAGGAAGCUAAAUGAAAAGAAUGAAAAAGAGAUCUUGGAAUUAAAAGAAAAGCUUUGUAAAGUUGGUUUUAGAUUAAAUUAA